Messenger RNA from Trichomonas vaginalis G3, 720 nucleotides. RefSeq lists its product as uncharacterized. The coding region runs from base 1 to 720 and encodes 239 amino acids. NCBI's taxonomy places the organism in Eukaryota, Parabasalia, Trichomonadida, Trichomonadidae. The record is from RefSeq and is a predicted model, not a curated record. The transcript has a single exon.
AUGGAGCAUACAAUAUUUGAAAAGCUUGUCAAGUCAGAUACUAUUCAACAAGCAAUGACAUUUGUAUCAGAUGGUGAUAGCAAACCAGGACAUGUACUUUCUAAAGAAGGUGUACAAUGUGAACAAACAAAAGAUGUGAAUCAUACAAUUAAAUCGUACUUCGCGUCUGUUAAAAAGAGACAUGAUGAUUUAUUAAAAUUAUUGAGGUAUGUAUUUAAAGAUCCUGAGUUAAAUGUAGAAGAAAAAAUUAUGAAAUGGCAAUCAUUCAAACGACUUUUUGAAAAAGAUGAAGAAAAAGUUAGGGAAGAAGUUUUUAAUUCAAUCGAUACAUUAACAUAUCUAUUCAGAAUUAUUAAACCAGGAAUUCAUACUAACUACAAUGAAGCUUUUAAUGCCUUGAAGUCUAGAUUAUUGGAAAAAGAUAAAGCAUGGAAACUUGGCUUUAUUGUGAGAUGCUUUGUUUCCGUCUUGGCAUAUAAUCAUCCUGACUGGAAAACCCUUUUACGGCAAUUCUUUAAACUUGAUAUUUCAAAUUAUGAUCAUGUUUGUAAAACUAGAAUAGCAAAUAUUGAAAAAAGAAGCAAAUAUGAUCGAGAGAGAGUGCAAAGUCUUGAAUUUAAAGAAAAGGAAAAAGAAAAGCUAGAAGAAGAAACAAAGAAAAAAGAAGAAAAGAAGAAAAAUACUGAAGAAAGAAAAAAUAAACAAAAUAAUGAGGGUUAG